This is a messenger RNA of Nothobranchius furzeri (turquoise killifish), 2489 nucleotides long. NCBI's taxonomy places the organism in Eukaryota, Metazoa, Chordata, Actinopteri, Cyprinodontiformes, Nothobranchiidae. The record is from RefSeq and is a predicted model, not a curated record.
UUCCACCUGUCGGGAUAGCUGCGAUGUUUGUGUCUGUUCAUGAGCGCGUGCUGAUACAACGAGCCGCGCGCCAGCAUCCGGACCUCACAGGAAAAUCAGAGUCGCGCAGCUACGGUUCCUAAAGGUGAACGGACCGUUUUCCGUUCACAUACGUGCUUUUUGCCCUCAUCUCAACACACAAACGUUUCAGUUCCAGCGGACGGGUUUAUCCGCAGAGUCCGAGCCAACCGGGGAACCGGAACCGAGCAGCAGCAUGUCCAGACAGCCGCCGCCGCUACAGCAGAGGACCCCUAUAAAACUCAUCGAUAACACGGUGGAGGUGAAGAGUAAGUAUGAGGCAGAGUAUCGUCGCUUUGGUCUGAAGAGAAAUGGCUCCGGUGGCUUCCGGGAAUUCUACCGUCUAAUCCAAACCAUCCAUCACAUCCACGGUAUUGACGUGCUGUUGGGAUAUGCCGAUAUUCAUGGAGAUCUCCUCCCAAUCAACAAUGAUGACAACUUCAACAAGGCCGUGUCUUCAGCCAACCCACUGCUCCGCAUCAUUAUAAGCAAGAAAGAGGAUGAACCCGUGGUUUAUGGCACCAACUCGCUACAGCGGCGGAAGAAGGGACUGUCUCUAACAGGGCUGCGCCCCACGGGUUCAGGCUCCAUUCACCCAAAGAACAAAUCAGGCCUCAUGAUUGGCCCGCCAAAGAACUUCAGACAGAUCUCAUCUAUCAUUGAUGUGGACAUCUUGCCUGAGUCACACAGGAGGGUCCGACUCCACAAACAUGGUAGCAAUAAGCCUCUGGGCUUCUACAUCCGGGACGGGGUGAGCGUACGGGUCACACCUCAGGGGGUGGAGAAGGUUCCUGGGGUCUUCAUUUCUCGUCUGGUGCGAAAUGGGCUUGCAGAGAGCACUGGACUACUGGCUGUCAAUGAUGAGAUCCUAGAGGUCAACGGCAUCGACGUAGCAGGAAAAUCUUUGGAUCAGGUAACCGACAUGAUGGUGGCCAACAGCCACAACCUGAUCGUAACAGUCAAACCAGCUAACCAGAGGAACAACGUCGUGCCUCGUGGGAGUAAGUACUCGUUGGGUAAUUCUGGUUCUGUGGGCUCGGCUGGAUCAACAGGCUCUGCUCCUUCACAUGAUUCACCAAGUCCUGCAUCUCAGAGCAACCCCUUCACUGCAAGCAGCAGCAUCGCUGAGGGGGACAGUGAAGACGAAGAGGAGGAUGGUGAUCUCAUUCUGGAAAAUGACUGCCUGAGAGCCCACAAUCCCCAUCCUGUGACUUACAGCAACAGUGCUAACCUUAACAGGAACUCGCCUCACUACGGCUCACACGGUUCUUCAGGAGGGAAGUCCGUCACACAGAGUGUGUCCAUGCCCAACAGCAUCACAUCAACCCUGAGUUACAACGGGAACUUAAAUCACUCUGCCAGUGGCAGUCAAGACAGCAUGAAGGAAGACGGCAACAUACUGACACUGUGAUAGUUGUCACCGUGUCAACACAGACAUCGCCUGUAUGAUCAUGGAACGGCCAUGUUGUUGUAAACAUGACAAGACGGACAUGAAACUCAGCAGCAGCGUUGAUUGGAAAGGUUUUUUCUUAGAUUGACGGGUUCUGUAGUUGUGUUACUAGGAGCACACACACACACACACACACACACACACACACACACACACACACCACACCACACCACACCACACCACACCACACACACACACACACACCACACACACGCACACACACACACACGCACACACACAGUGACAUGAAACAGUAUCAUAUUUGUUUGAAUAUCUAUGAAAACGACAUUAGUCACAUGCCAAAAUGAUCAACUGAACAGAACAAUCAGAGGAAAACCUUAAAAUGACCAUAAAUAGACUUUUAAAGAACUUCAUUUUAUUUUUGGUACCUUAAACUUUUAGACUUUAGUUAAAUCAGUUCCCUUCUUGGUUUAAAUCGAGGCAUUUAAUGAACUAGAAUGGGUGAGAAAGACGAUCUAAUGUCAGACCUUUGUAGAAAACAUGGAUACCUGUCCUCCUGUAGAGGUCAGCAGGUUGACUUUCAUGUUACACUGAAUGUUUUGUUUUAAAUGGGUGUUGCGUAAUCCUGCCGGCGGUUCUUUGUUGGGCUUCAGAGGUCUUCAUCGUCAUACACACUGAUCACUCGCCGUACUCUGGUCUCAGACUCAUCCAUGAGGUGAGAUUUUACUCAGAUUUUAUACAAAUCUUUUAUUACGUGUCUGAAGUUUGACCACAGACGGGUGUGUCUCCUCAUUCAAACCCUAGAACUGUGCUUUACCUAUGCAUGACUGAGCUUCCCAUUAUAGAUGUGACCUUCCAACUGAUCUUUCUACAAACAUUAACCAACAAAAGUCCUAAAUAAAUAAAGUUGUACAGAGUCUUGUAUUUAAAAGAAUCAGUGUUGUGUUUUAAGGCCUAAACAGAGACGAACUAUUUGUCUGUUAAAGUCUGCACCAAUCACCGCUCUUAUCUCGGCAUCACG